Molecule: messenger RNA, 234 nt
Organism: Penicillium diatomitis
Lineage: Eukaryota; Fungi; Ascomycota; Eurotiomycetes; Eurotiales; Aspergillaceae
Exons: 2
Coding region: 1-234 (77 amino acids)
Source: RefSeq, a predicted model, not a curated record
AUGACUCUGGAGUCUGGUCUGGACCUUUCCGGAGUUAAUUGGGAGCACCCCUCUAUAGCUUUAGCCGCGCAAUCUGCCAACUGGCGCUGUUUCCGCGUAUCCUCUCAUAGUCUUCUAUCAUUAUACUACUACUACUACUACUACUACUACUACUACUACUACUACUACUACUACUACUACUGUAGUAGUAGUUACCUAGUAUCGACCAAACUAAAAUGGUCCGACUGUAAUUGA